AUGGAAGAUUCGAUUCGAAAUCAGGCAUCAAUGUUAGGUUCAGACGCGCAUAGUGAAUUUGAUGAAAUGAAAAGGAUGCUUCGAGAGACGAAUCCCAUUUUACUAGGGGUUACAUUCACUGUGUCAAUAUUACACAGCAUAUUCGAGUUUCUGGCUUUCAAAAAUGAUAUAUCUCAUUGGAAAAAUAAGAAAGAGAUGACUGGUGUAUCUGUUAGAUCGAUUCUUUUAAAUAUCUUUUUCCAAGUGGUCAUAUUUUUGUAUUUGAUGGACAACAACCAAGAAACAAGCUGGAUGAUUUUGAUUGGUCAAGGUGUUUCAGUUGCCAUAGAAGUAUGGAAAAUAAAGAAAGCCGUUGAUAUCGAGAUCAAACCUUCCCAAGGUACUUCUUUCAUCCCGUACACUAUAAGAUUGGUGGAUAAACAUAAGCUAUCUGAAACUGAGGAGAAAACAAAGGAAUAUGAUCAAAUCGCAUUCCUUUACCUGUCACGAAUAGCCUAUCCUCUGUUGGCUGGAUAUGCUAUUUACAGUCUUGUUUACAACACACAUAAGAGUUGGUACUCUUUUAUACUGGCCACCCUCGUUGGAUUUGUUUAUACAUUUGGAUUCAUCAUGAUGACUCCGCAGUUGUUUAUAAAUUAUAAACUUAAAAGUGUGGCACACAUGCCUUGGAAAACUCUAAUGUACAAGACUCUUGGUACCUUUGUGGACGACCUAUUUGCUUUCUGUAUAAAGAUGCCAACAUUACAUCGCCUGGCAUGUUUGAGAGAUGAUGUUAUAUUUUUUGUGUACCUGUAUCAACGUUGGGCAUACCCAACCGACAACAAAAGAGCGAAUGAGUAUGGUCAAGUAGAAGACGCAGGUGAACAAAAUGCAGAAGAAAAUGAACAAAAGACAGAAAGUAAAAAGGACAAAUGA
Messenger RNA from Acaulospora morrowiae, 915 nucleotides. NCBI's taxonomy places the organism in Eukaryota, Fungi, Glomeromycota, Glomeromycetes, Diversisporales, Acaulosporaceae. The record is from the annotation of a GenBank genome assembly.